This is a messenger RNA of Cladocopium goreaui, 825 nucleotides long. NCBI's taxonomy places the organism in Eukaryota, Dinophyceae, Suessiales, Symbiodiniaceae. The record is from the annotation of a GenBank genome assembly.
AUGACUGGGUGCAGCAACCCCUUCAAGAUUGAGAUCAUGUGGCCCGGAGAGGCUCGGAUAGCAACGUCGAAUUGGUUCCCGCCACUGGUCUACUUGAUCUUCAACGGCAUCUUUGCCAUCGUUUUUGUGGCCUUUCAGAUCCUUCACUUCGCCGACAACAUCCCAGAUCAAGGUGGCUUCUACGCUAUUUUCUUGACGCAUUGGGCCUUGGUCUUGCAAACGAUCACUAUGGUGAUGCUUUUCAUCUCCACCGCGUGGGGCUACACCAAGUUGCCUGAUGGCCCCUCGCAGGGAAAGGCUCCGCUCUUUGUUCGCUACACUGUGGCCUUGUGGUAUUUGAUUCAGCCAACGUCAUUGUAUUGGACCCUCAUCAAUCCUAUCUUUGACGAUCCCUUUCUUCCUGAGCUCUCGUCGUUGUGGGCGCAUUUGUUCAACUGGUUGUGUCUUUUGGCCAGUGUCCUGGCCAAACCUUUAGGCCUUUUUGCUUCCCGCAUUCCGUGGUCCUUCAAGAAUUCCAUUUGGGGUUUGGUCUUCCUCCUUGCCUACCUCGUUUGGACUUUGAUUCACUUCUUUGCGCGAAUUGGAAGGGGAGGUUCCUGCGAACUGUAUCCCGAUCCGGAGUGCCCCAUCUAUGAUGAGUUUGAUUGGAAUAUGCCGGGGAUCACUACACUCAUUGUCUUGGCUACGCUGGUGAUAUAUGCCGUGGUCGCAGGACUCUACACGGGCUUGUUCCGUUGCCGCGACUCCUGUUCCCCUGCCAUGACCGUCUCGGAAGUGUCCGGAAAAGAAGCGGAGACCAAAGACGAACCAGAGAAUGGAGCCUAA